Molecule: messenger RNA, 3088 nt
Organism: Acromyrmex echinatior (Panamanian leafcutter ant)
Lineage: Eukaryota; Metazoa; Arthropoda; Insecta; Hymenoptera; Formicidae
Product: SET and MYND domain containing, class 4, member 3
Cellular component (GO): nucleus; cytoplasm
Molecular function (GO): histone deacetylase binding
Source: RefSeq, a predicted model, not a curated record
UAAUUUUUAAUUAUUGUCACGUAUUAAUAAUAAAGAAAAAUAUUUAAAAUAUCAUGGGAAAUGAGCCGGAAAUCAGUGGAUUUUUCCGUUCGAAUUUAUUAGCGGUAAGAAAAGCAAUUCGCCAGCAAGAUUUCAAGAAAUUUUCCGCCUUCGAAUCGGAUGCUGAGAGGGUAGCUUUUGUUUUGAGUUAUACCGAAGCACAUGAAUUACCACUGGAGAUAGAGAAGCCUAUGGUCAAAGACCGUGACAGUGCUAUUCGAUUGAAAGAUAUCGGAAACAAAUUUUUUGGUCGCGGUGAAUUCACGAAGGCCUUGGAAACGUAUUCGAAUGCAGCUCUUUUAGCGCCAUCAACAGAAUUGAGUAUCAUUUUGGCAAAUCGCUCGGCCACAUUGUAUCACCUGGAGCGUCAUGAAUAUGCGUUGGAGGACAUCGAAGAAGCCUCACUACUCGGUUACUCGAAGGACCUUAUAUAUAAACUUGAAGAGCGACGAGCUAGGUGUUUAUUGGGUCUGAAAAGGCACGAUGAGGCAAUCGAGGCAUUUAGGCGGGCUCUCCAGGCCUUGGAUGAUGCCAGAAUACCUUUGAAAUGUAGGCAGAAGUUCGAGUCGGACAUCAGGAUGAUGCUCGCGGUGAUGGAUAAAGGUAAACGACUCAACGAAGCCGCUACAAAGAAUCCUUCGCGAAUUUUUAACAAGCAAAAGUCCAACGCGCGUUUGGAGGAUAGACUUAUCCCCAAGAAGGAGAGGAAUCCCGUAUAUCCCGCCUGCAGUAGAGCGGUGGAAAUUAAGGAUGAUGGAGGUGACAUAGGUAGACACGCCGUGGCGACCAGGAAGAUAAUACCUGGCGAAAUCGUGAUCGUUGAACGACCGCAUUGUGCAUUUCUGUUAGCAGAGACCAGGCUCACACAUUGCCACUUGUGCUUCGUGAAGAUAUUCGUGCCAACACCGGCGGCUUGUCGCACCUACAGCUGCGUCGCGUAUUGCAGUCGCCGUUGCAGAGAUGCGGAUGCCCAAGUGCACUCGCAGGAGUGCAAAUUGUUACCGGCCCUGUGGUACUCGAAAGCCUCGGUUACGUGUUUCCUGGCCCUAAGGGCGAUUACACAGAGACCUUUCGAAGAAGUUAUGAGGCUGAAGGAACAGUUUAGGGAUCCCGGAAGUGCGUUAAAGAUCUCCGCGGAGAAUCCAUAUCGAGGAGACGAUUACAUAAAUACCUUCUACAAUUUAGUUACUCAUGAAGACAGAAGAUUGCCAGAAGAUAUUUUUCACAGAGCCUACAUGGCAACCUGGUUAUUCAGAUUGUUAAGAUCCAGCAACUACUUGCCGGAAAAUGUAAAAACCGCCGAUUCAGCGGACAGUAGAUUGUCAGAUGAGGAAUUGUUUAUCGCAGGAUUGUUAUUACACAAUUUACAAUUAUUGCAAUUCAACUCCCAUGAAAUUUCAGAACUGGUAAGACUAAAAGGACAGAAGACACUUACUAAAACCAAAAGUAUGUUCAUAGGCGGUGGUGUUUAUCCUACGGUUGCAAUGCUAAAUCACUCGUGUAAUCCUGGCGUAAUUCGGUAUUUCAUCGGCACCACAAUGAUUGUUCGCGCUGUUCGCACAAUCAACGCAGGUGAAGAGAUUUCUGAAAACUAUGGUCCUAUCUUCACAACUAUGCCCGAGAGUGAGCGAAAAAGAAAAUUAAGAGUGCAAUAUUGGUUCGAUUGUAAUUGCGAAGCGUGCUCGGGACAUUGGCCGCUUCUAGAUGAAUUGGAUCCAACAAUACUCAGAUUUAAAUGUGAGACUGGACCGUCCUGUGGUAACGUGUUAAUGGUCAAAAGCGACACAAAUGAGUUCAUGAUCGGAUGUGCGAAGUGUGGUAAAAGUAUGAACAUCUUGAAGGGCUUGAAAGCUCUACAGGAUACGGAUGCACUUUUCAAAGUCGCGUCGAUGAAUCUCGAAGAAGGCCGAAAUGAGCACGCACUGAAAGCAUAUCUUGAGAUUUUGAAGUUACUGGACGAGAUUCUAGUAUUGCCCAUAAGAGAUUAUCACAUCUGUCAGCAGGGGGUCAGAUUAUGCUCUCUUGCUUUAGGCAAUACAGCUUAUAUCUAGUCUCAUCAUGAAUAUAAAAAAAAUUAUACAAAUUUACGUAGAAUCUUUCUACGUAAUUUACGUAGAUUCUUUAUAACAAGUUCGAUUAAUCUUAAGUAACUGUCUUAAAUCUUUCAUCAGAAUGUUUACAAAGAUAUCGAGAACCUUAUCGAAGAUUAAAAAUAGAAAACAAUUUUCUUUUAAAAUCUUUCCUUAAAAAAAAAUCAAACUUGCAUCACAAUAAUUUUUUUGUGUACACGCAUAUACAUUCACAUACAUAAAUGCAUAUUUAUAUUUAUGUAUUUAACUUUUGUAAUACUAAGAUGUCGUUUUUUUAUUAUUAUUCAUUACUGACGCGAAGAAAGAAAACAGUCGUGCAAAUUUCUUGUCAUGUUCGCAUUACACAGAAAAAAGUCAAUUUGGCUGAAAAUUUCACACAUUUAUUUAUUAUCAUUCACAAAUUUCUUUGUCUUGUCAAAUUCAAGUACAAAGUCAAGUACAAAGUAAUUAAAACAAGUUUUGCUCUCUUCCCAUCCUUCCUUCAAAUUUAAGUAUUAUCUAAUAUUCAUUGAUAACUAUUAAUUAAUGAUAAUAACACUAAGGAACACAUUUUGCAACACGAGUAUAAUCAUUUCCAAUGUAUUUUUACAUGCUAAAUCCAUUGGCUAUCAAGUUGACGUUUUGCGUUGCUUGCACUUUUCGCAUUCAGCAUCUGUGCUUUCUCUCUUUUCUAUGUCCAAAUAUAUUUAUCAAGUGCAAAAAUUGUUAGAGUUCAAGGUUGAUAAAAAACAUGUUUUACACAGUUUAAAACAUGUUUAAUUAAUAUUUGUAAUGUUUUAAAUGUUGUUCUCAUAGUACUGUUUAAAGCAUAUUUGAAGUAUUAAAAAUAUAUUACAAAGAAACAAUGUUUUAGUCUAUUAAAAAAAAAAAAAAGAAAAAACCCACCUCACAAAAACAAAAAAAAACAUUAGUCUUUAGCAAUCCUGUUAAAAACUUUAACUUUAAGCAAUUUCAAACAA